This is a messenger RNA of Phycodurus eques (leafy seadragon), 5401 nucleotides long. It is a transcript of the gene kmt5b, whose product is annotated as lysine methyltransferase 5B. Gene Ontology annotation, cellular component: nucleus. Bases 388 to 3009 code for a protein of 873 amino acids. The record is from RefSeq and is a predicted model, not a curated record. NCBI's taxonomy places the organism in Eukaryota, Metazoa, Chordata, Actinopteri, Syngnathiformes, Syngnathidae. The transcript has 10 exons. Gene Ontology annotation, molecular function: protein binding; histone H4K20 methyltransferase activity.
UGUGAAAUGCCGAGUUUAACGUAUAGUUCUAUAGCUCGACGAAGUCUGUGCUUUCCCCGCUAAUCAUUUGGGUCCGGACGGAUGAGAAGGACUGAGUAUACAUUGGAACUACUUUGUGUCGGAUAGCCGUGCUGCGCCUUUCUCUCCCACUCGCCCGUGCUAGUCCGCCAUCUUGAAUUUUAAUGUUAAUUUCUUUUUUAAAAAAAAUGUUUCUUGUAAUAUUUACGGUGCUGUUUCAGAUUUAGAUGACUUUUAAGCAGGGUUGCUUUAUUGGACGAUUAUUUGACCAGGUCACCCGAAUUCAUUUUCAAGACCCCAGUCUUCCCCACUCGAGAGUGUUUCUUCAUCUCGGAGACUAAAUGCAACUGGACCAGGGGGCUUGUGGGCAUGAAGUGGCUGGGCGAAUCCAAGAACAUGGUAUUAAAUGGCAGACGACAUGGAAACAAGUUGACCAGCGAGCAACCUGUGAUUCAGAGCCAGUCUCGGUCUCAGCAUUCACAGCGGACCUCCCUGCGCCACAACAAAACCCACCCCAGAAACCGAAGAUGUAGCCGUAGGUUUCAUGCAACCAGCCUGGAGGCAGAGAGGCGAUAUGUACCCUCCUCAGGAAUGACUGCUAAGGAGCUCUGUGAGAAUGAUGACCUGACCACAAGUCUCAUAUUAGAUCCUUACCUGGGCUUUCAGACUCACAAAAUGAACACCAGGUUUCGGCCAGUCAAGGGAAGACAGGAGGAACUGAAGGAAAUCAUUGAACGCUUCAAAAAACACGAUAACUUGGAAAAAGCAUUCAGAGCGUUGAUAUCAGGGGACUGGUCCCGGAAUCUUUUUCUUCACAAGACAAAAUCUCAAGAAAAGCUAUUUAAACAACAUGUUUUUGUGUAUUUGCGGGUGUUUGCCACUGACAGCGGGUUCGAGAUUCUUCCAUGUAAUCGCUAUUCUUCUGAGCAAAAUGGAGCUAAAAUUGUGGCAACGAAAGAAUGGAAAAGAAACGAUAAGAUCGAAUACUUGGUGGGAUGUAUUGCUGAGCUGUCGGAGAGUGAAGAAAACAUGUUACUGCGGCAUGGAGAGAAUGACUUCAGUGUCAUGUAUUCUACUCGCAAGAACUGUGCACAGCUCUGGCUGGGGCCGGCUGCUUUUAUUAAUCAUGAUUGUCGUCCAAACUGCAAGUUUGUGUCAACAGGGCGGGACACUGCCUGUGUGAAGGUGCUGAGGGAUAUUGAACCAGGCGAGGAAAUCUCUUGUUACUAUGGAGAUGGAUUUUUUGGGGAAAACAAUGAAUUUUGUGAAUGCUACACCUGUGAACGACGUGGCACUGGUGCUUUCAAAUCCAAAGCUGGACUCCCUGUCGAAGUUCCGGUGAUCAACAGCAAAUACGGGUUGCGGGAGACAGACAAACGUCUGAACCGUCUGAAGAAGUUAGGAGAAGGAAACCGGAGUUUGGACUCUCACUCUGUCGGCUCCCACACCGAUGACAUAGACUCUCAGGAAUCGUCAAAAACACAUCAAUCUGCCAGAAAAAGAUCAUCUGGCCUCAAGUAUAAAAACAGGACUCAAACAAGACAGACUUUGUCAAGAGCCCUCACUACCUCAUGUUCGAAACAAGGACGUGUAAACAAUAAUAGGGUACCAAAGAGACUAAAAUCCCAAUCAAAGCCUUCACUAAGUAAAGUCCAGUUGCGGAGUCGCAGAAGGGGUUCGGAGCCCAAAGCGUUGGCCAAAGGUGAGAGUUGCCAGCUGGGUCUCAGGGACUCGAAAGUGUCGCUGUAUAAAGGUGUCUCCGUAAAGAAGGAGAAGAAUGGACAGGACCUGGUCCAACAGACCCUUGGCCAGCGGGGAUGCUUAACACGUCAUGCUGCAAAAGAAAAUGUUAAUCUAGCAGUUGUGCAACACAGUAAGGGUUGCCUGUCUUCAACAUACAGAACUCGCAGGUCCACGAGGACACUAGUCAAAGCCCAAGAAACAGGUGGUGUCAAGCUGGAUCCCAGUGCUAUGCACAACUUGAGCCCAGUCUCUGGUGCAAUGGUCAUUAAAUCAGAGCCAUCAGACAUGGAGGAGUAUCUCCACCAUGGGAUAGGUCUGGAGCAGCCAGAAUUAGAUCCCAGCUAUGCCCAAAGGGGCUCAUGCUCAAGACUGAAACGGCCGUCACGGAUUGGGACAGAGCGAACAAUUAAAUGUGAGGACUCGUAUGGUGAGCCGUUUAUGCCAAUGGCAUCUGGUCAUACAGCCAACUACUCAGACUGCGGGAAGGUUCUGUUGAGUUUCUCUGACCGGCAUAGGGACUACAAUGGGGUUGCCAAUGGCAGAAAAUCCCUCCGCAGGGACAAGGGUAAGAGUAGCUGUCGCUCACAAGACAAGGGGAAGAAAAAGCGGCGGAUCACUCGUUAUGAUGCACAGUUGAUCCUGGAGAACACGACAGGUCUCCCCAAACUGACGCUCCGCCGACGGAGAGACAGUAGUAGCAGCAAGACCAAUGAUCCUAACGAUGUCAUUGGUUCUUCAAGUCUUUCUGCCUCGUCAGUGAACUCUGCUUCUUCCAGCAAGAUUAGCAUCAAGUUCAGUAAGGACCAUGACAAGGACAAAGGCAGCUCGUACAUCGCAAAACUUAAUAACGGUUUUGCCCCUGUGGUCCACAGUAACUCGACAAAGCUAAAGAUACAGCUGAAAAGAGAGGAUGACGCACGGAGAAUAUCCCAGAUGAAGGCGGACCAGGUGUCCUUUAAUGGUGACAUGGGUCAGAGUUUUGAGGCUAGAAGUGGUGGACAUCGGACCCAAAAGAUUAUAGCAGACCCAUCAUCUGAAGAUGAAAAUGAUGCGGAUGGUGAUGACGCUGAUGAUGAUGAUGAUGAUGAUGAUGAUGAUGAUGAUGACUACUUUGACAAUGAGUUUGAAGACGAUUUCAUUCCACUUCCUCCGGCAAAACGUCUGCGACUCAUUGUGGGUAAAGACUCCAUUGACAUUGAUAUCUCCUCCAGGAGGAGAGAAGAUCAGUCUCUAAGGCUAAAUGCAUAGCUUGUGGAGCUCAUCACUCAUGUCCCUGUAAAUAAUUAAAACAAGCUAAUCAACUCUUGCGUUGAUGUAAAAUAAGUACAGUAAUUUAAAAACAAAAAUCUAAAAAAAAAAAAGUUAAAUCUGGGCCAAUAUUCAUAAAGAUUCAAAAGUGUUCUCACAGAGCUCCUAAAUUUCCAUAAGUCAAGUUGAUAUGAAAACUUAGAUUUGCAAGAAAGCAUUCAUCUUGUUGUUUUAAAUGCUGAUUGGUGGUAUCCCCCCCACCCCACACACACACACACACACACACACCAAAACACCCGACAAAGCAUUCAUAAACACUCUAGAUAAAGUGCUUGCAGUGCUUGAAAAAAUGUUCAGGCCACCUAUUGCAAUUGACGAGACCACCCAGCAUCAUGGAGUGCUUUAACGCAAACUCUCAAUAUGAUUGAGCUCUUCAACUUGUGAAGAUGCAAUAAUUCGGACAUGAGAAGCCUGUUAGAUCCAUAUAUAAGACUCAGAACAAAUUUCACCGACUCAGAGGACAUAUGAUUCUUUAUGAGUAUGGGCCCAGAACAUUACUUAGAAGGGGGCUGUUAACCUAAAACAAAUCUCAAUUCCAUUCAUCACGAAGUAUCUGAUGUGAUUGUAUUUAUUUUUUUCUCCCCUCACUGCUGGUUUACACCAAUAUGAAACUGUCUUACCAUAUGUAGACAAUUUUAGAAUCAAUUAUCAUAGCCACGCAUGUGAAAUUAAGCUUGAUUUGAGUCAACACAAGGACAAUUUAUUUUGCAGUUGUGACGGUUCAUUUGGAAUCCCCUUUUUGAGGCAUAAAAUGGCUUUGUAUGGAAGGCACUCCAAACAUCAAACAAUCUCCCUUUUCACCCCCUCAAUUUGUUUUGUAUUCGGUUUGAGCAAUUCUGUGUUACCCUCACUGGUUUACCGGCAGCAGAUGUUAUUUUCUUUAAAGACAAAAGUUGCACUCGACCUUGGCAAUUUAGGAUGCAGGAUGAUCAUCUAUUACAAAAGUCUUUGCAGAACCAAAUUGAGAGAAUUGUUUUAUGUUCAACUAAUCCUUUCAGUGAAUGCACUUGUUAUAUUCAUAAUGGACAUUGAUAUUGUAGAAAGUGUACAGUACAGUGACUAUCAACUCUGUCUUAUAGGCAGGUUUUUAUUGAGCUUUGUUUUUUCCUCAUAGUUUGUAUUUUUUUUGUAUGUGAGAAGCCAUGCUGAAUGUUCAGUGUGGUGCCACUUUGUCCAGAAGCAUUAUAUUAGUAAGUCACUUCAUUUGGAUUAAUGUGCCAUGUUUUAAUUACUGCAGUCUCAACCUUGGACUUUUUUUGCAUUUUUGAUCAACAUUUUUUAAAUGUAAACAGAGUUCAAAGAAAUAAAAGCACAUGGUUUUAUUAUACAGUACAUGACUGUAUUUAAAUGGCCUGAUGUUUUUUUUUUUUUUUUUUUUUUUUUUAGUUUUGGAGUCACUCUGUGAUAAAAACAUGGCAUUUUGAAUUAAAUCAUAUUGUUCAAGCAUCAAGCUACCUAUACUUUAAAAGCUCAAUUUCUAAAAGUAAUGUACAGAAAGACUGGCUUAUGUUGCUUAAUCGCUAUUUUCUGCACACCCUCAAUUUUAUUUUUCCUCCAGCAAUUUUGCAAGUACGAAAUGUGAUGUUCAUAAAUGCAGGUUGAGGGAGAAACCUUAUGAUCUCAAACAUACUUGGCUUGGAAUCAUUUGUUCUCUGUGGUGCUACUAGUUUCAUUGCAUUCUCUUGUCCAAUGGUGUGUUGUAUGUGGCAGCAUAAUGUCAGACUUUAAUUCAGUCCAAAUACUUAUCCCUUUUACAUUUUGUCAUUCAUAGAUUUUUGUUUUAAAGUAUAUUCAGCCCAACAUCAACCGGUGCCUUAAGAGAUUUGACCAAAUUUAUAGAAGAAAUCAUUGAAAAAUGACUGGCUUCCCCCUUGAAAUAGCUGCAUUUAACACUGUCAGUCUUUCUGUCUAUUAUUUUUCUCCUCUGGAAGUUAACAACAACCCAGUAGAUUGAGGGAUCAACUUAAAUAGAUUUUUACCUACUUUUCAUGUUAUGUACUGUUAAUAUCACCAGCAGCUAAUAACAGUUCUAAAAUGGGCUUUGUCUCUCUUUUCCUUUUGUCAGAUUGUCUACAUCUUACUACACUGUAAACUGUUCCAGAUGUACCGUUUGUGUGCCGUUUGUCCAAUAGACAGCUGUCAACUUUUCCUAUUGAUUCAAAAAGGAAAAAAAUGUAAAUAAUUUACAGACAUUUAGCGUGUUGCGUUGUUAGUGGGAAACCUGUAAAAAGAAUUAAAACUGGGCAGUGCAUAUAUUGUCCAAUAUGUAAAUCACGUGAACACUCCUUGUACUUAUUUAACAAUUUUGAAUACUGUACUUGAAAACUAUAUA